UUCAUUUUGGAUAACGUGUCCCAAUCUUCCAAAUAUCCUGCACUCCAUGAAAGCAGCGCAUCCCGCUCAUCACUGCUCCUGCUCUCCCUUCAUACGCCUAAACGCACUAUUACUACUCUUCACUGAUUUCAUUUCCAAUUCCAAUACAAAAUGACAGUGUCGGCCAAUGGACGGUUAUCGCUCUCUGCCGCCAGCCAGCUACCUAGCACCGUGGCAUUGACUGCUGGGAGGAAUUGGAGGCUUGUCAAAUUUUGCAAUGGAGAGUUGAUGGGUAAGAAGGUUAACAUGACCCGAAGAUAUCAAGGGGUUAAUAAAAAGAAUGUCAAGCAAAAUAUUUGCAUGUCACUUACUGCUAAUAUAGCAGGGGAGUCCAAGCUAAGGGACCUAGAGCUGGAAAGGCGGGACCCAAGGACAGUUGUGGCAGUUAUUCUGGGAGGAGGAGCUGGUACUCGUCUUUUCCCUCUCACCAAGCAACGUGCCAAGCCUGCAGUUCCAAUUGGAGGUGCAUACAGGCUAAUUGAUGUGCCAAUGAGCAACUGCAUUAAUAGUGGUAUCAACAAAGUGUACAUUCUCACCCAAUUUAACUCGGCGUCACUUAACAGGCACCUCUCCCGUGCUUACAACUUUGGCAAUGGGGUCAACUUUGGAGAUGGCUAUGUUGAGAUACUGGCGGCCACACAAACUCCGGGAGAGGCUGGUAAGAGAUGGUUCCAAGGGACUGCAGAUGCAGUGCGACAAUUUCACUGGCUUUUUGAGGGUGCAAGAAGUAAGGUGAUUGAGGAUGUGCUGAUUCUAUCAGGGGAUCACUUGUAUCGGAUGGACUAUAUGGAUUUUGUUCAGAACCAUCGGCAGAGUGGUGCAGACAUCACCAUUUCUUGCCUUCCUAUAGAUGAUAGACGUGCCUCAGAUUUUGGUCUAAUGAAGAUAGAUAAUAAAGGAAGGAUUCUGUCCUUCAGUGAAAAGCCCAGGGGACAAGAAUUGAAAGCAAUGGCAGUAGAUACAACAGUUUUGGGACUUCCAAGAGAGGAGGCUGAAAAGAAACCAUAUAUUGCCUCCAUGGGAGUUUACGUCUUCAAUAAGGAGAUACUUCUGAACCUUCUGAGAUGGCGUUUUCCAACUGCAAAUGACUUUGGAUCAGAAAUAAUCCCUGCCUCAGCUAAAGAGUUCUUCAUAAAGGCUUAUCUCUUCAAUGAUUACUGGGAAGAUAUAGGAACUAUCAGAUCUUUCUUUGAAGCAAACCUUGCCCUCACUGAGCAUCCACCAAGGUUUAGCUUCUAUGAUGCAGCAAAACCAAUAUAUACAUCAAGAAGAAACCUACCGCCUUCAAAGAUCGACAAUUGCAAGGUUGUGGACUCAAUCAUAUCCCACGGAAGUUUCUUAACAAAUUGCUUCAUAGAACACAGCGUCGUUGGUAUCAGAUCCCGAAUAAAUGCUAACGUUCACCUAAAGGAUACAGUGAUGGUUGGAGCUGACUUUUAUGAAACUGAUGCAGAAAUAGCAGCACUUUUAGCUGAGGAUGGAGUUCCUAUUGGGAUAGGAGAGAACACUAAAAUCAAAGAAUGCAUCAUUGACAAAAAUGCUAGAAUAGGGAAGAAUGUUGUUAUUGCCAACUCGGAGGGUGUACAAGAGGCUGACAGAUCCUCAGAAGGGUUCUACAUCCGAUCCGGAAUCACCGUCAUAUUGAGAAACUCAGAAAUUAAAGACGGUUUUGUUAUAUAAAUGAAAUUAUCCAUUAUCCAUUUUUGUUGAUCCGGACGGAAUCAAGAAGUUAAAACUAGUAUGAUAAGAAUCCAUGUUUGUUAAUAGAUACACUAUUAAUGCAACCCAGCCUCACAGAAGUGAGAAGAAAAACAACUUGUUUAAAA
Messenger RNA from Durio zibethinus, 1865 nucleotides. It is a transcript of the gene APL1, whose product is annotated as ADP glucose pyrophosphorylase large subunit 1. Gene Ontology annotation, molecular function: glucose-1-phosphate adenylyltransferase activity. Gene Ontology annotation, biological process: glycogen biosynthetic process. NCBI's taxonomy places the organism in Eukaryota, Viridiplantae, Streptophyta, Magnoliopsida, Malvales, Malvaceae. The record is from RefSeq and is a predicted model, not a curated record.